Messenger RNA from Asparagus officinalis (garden asparagus), 1077 nucleotides. RefSeq lists its product as uncharacterized. NCBI's taxonomy places the organism in Eukaryota, Viridiplantae, Streptophyta, Magnoliopsida, Asparagales, Asparagaceae. The transcript is spliced from 2 exons. The record is from RefSeq and is a predicted model, not a curated record. Bases 1 to 1077 code for a protein of 358 amino acids.
AUGGAGUCGGAAUCAAUCAAGGUGAUGAAUCAAGAUAUGGUCAAAUUGGACCGAUUCGACGGGAACAAUUUCUCUCGCUGGCAAGACAAGAUGAUGUUUCUUCUUACAGCAUUGAAGAUCUCCUACAUUCUCAACCCCAAUCUGCAGCCCAUAGAAGAUCCAAAACCAAGUGCAGACGGCAAACAACAACCUACUGAGGAAAUAGAAGAAAUCAAAAAGCAAAAGGCAAAACGGGAGGAAGAUGAAGUGUUGUGUCGCGGUCACAUUCUGAACACACUUUCGGACCGAUUAUAUGAUCUUUUCACAAGGUUAAAGUCGGCAAGGGAGAUCUGGAACGCACUGGAAUUUAAAUACAAAGCCGAGGAGGAAGGUACAAACAAGUAUUUAAUUGCAAAAUAUCUAGAAUAUAAAAUGGUUGAUGACAAGUCUGUCCUAGAGCAAGUUCAUGAAUUGGAGGUUCUGGUUAAUAAGAUUCAUGUUCUCAAAAUAGUUCUUUCAGAGUCUUUUCAAGUUGCUGCAAUUAUUGCAAAACUACCAUCAACUUGGAAAGAUUACUCGAAGAAACUAAUGCAUAAAACUGAGGAUAUCUCUUUGGAACAACUUCAGAAGAAUCUUAGAAUUGAAGAGGAGUCACGCAUACGUGAUUCGAAAAAUUCUGUCCAAAGUGAUUGUAAGGUCCACACUGUGGAAAAGAAUGAAUCUUCGGUAAAAAAAUGUGAACCUUCAAAAUGUCGUCACAGAAAAAAUAAUAAUGUAAAAUCAAAGGCUUCUGCAAAUAUGAUAGAAGAGAAUCUGGUCGCUAUGAUUUCUGAAAUCAAUAUGGCUUCUGUUAAGUCUGGAUGGUGGCUUGAUUCUGGAGCAACAAUCCACGUUUGCAAGGACAAAUCCUUGUUCAAAGGAUUUGAAGAAAUUUCAGAAAUUACAGAAGUGCAAAUGGGGAACAAUGCUUGUGCAAAGGUUGCUGGAAAGGGGACUGUUGAUAUAGAUUUUACUUCUGGAAAGAAAUUGACUCUUAUAAAUGUUUUGUAUGUACCCGAAGUUAGAAAAAACUUAGUUUCUGUUGAUCUUCUUUGUUAA